UCAAAAACAUCAGAGAAACGUAGCAAGCCAAAAACUUCAAAACCUUCUCAUAUCUGCCACUGCGGAGAACCCGAAGGAGUUCAGAUCGAACCAAAAGAAAAAAGUACAACCAAAGAUUUAGAAGAAGGUCAGAUGCAAAAAGUUGAAUCGAAUGCUAUGUCUGUAAAGUCACAUGCAGCUUGGAGUUCCUAUAAAUUAGAAGAAAUUCAGAAAGUCGACUGUUCAGAAGAGGGGAGAGGAUCCAAAAGUGCCAUGUCAGUUAAUUCAAAUGCCUCAACAAACUGCAGUUCUGCUGUUCCAGAUGGUUUAACUGAAGGAUUUCAAGCAUGUGACGACAAAGAAAAGAAAGAGAGAACGUCCAGUAGUCUAUCUGUGAAAUCCUUUAAGUCCACUAAAUCUGUAAAGGCACCACCACCACAACAUCAGCCAGAAGAGGAUGUGGAAGAACAGGCUGAGGAUGAUUCAGAGCUGAGGACACAGAGUUCACUGUCAGCUUUAUCCAGUGUGUCUGCUGAAUUAAAAAAUAUAGUACAAGAAGAAUCAGAGGAGGAGGACAAUCAGGUUACAGCUGAAGAAAACAAGGACAAUAGUACAAUAUCAAGGAAGUAUAAUCGUUCAAGAACUCCAGAAGAUAAAACUGAGGAAAACCUAGAAGACAAUCAAGUUGAUGGAGGGACUAGAUCAAGUUUAAUGUCUGCUGCUUCUGGGAAGUCAAUACUCAAGUCAGUAUCUCCAACAUCCAGGACAUCUGUGAGAGCAAAUAGUCCUUUGUCAGCAAAAUCCAGAGAAUCAAAGACCCCUGAGCUUUAUGAUACAAAAAAGGCAGACAUCAAGAAAAAUGAUAACACUGAAGAUGAGAAUGAACAGAGACCACAAAGCAAGCUGUCAGUCAAAUCUGAAAAGUCUGUCAAAUCAAACAUAUCUGCAAAAUCAAGCAAAUUAAAUCAAACAAAGGAUUAUUAUUGCAACAUUACAGAAAUAUCAGAUACUUCUGAAGCAAGAGCAUCAAGUGUGGCAUCAGAAGCAUCAUCUGGGUCAAAAUCUGUGAUAACAACUGAACAAAACUCCUGUGGAGAUAAUGGGACAACUGAAAGAGCAGGGAGUGUCAUGUCAGUAAAAUCUGGCCAGUCACACACCUCUGUCGUAUCUUUAAAAUCAGAAACCUCUCAAGUUUCAACAACUCACUCUGGUCAUUUGUGUGAUGAAAGAAAUGAUCUGUAUGCUACUGCGGGGAGAUCAAGUUGCAUGUCAGAUAAAUCCAUUAAGUCAAACAUUUCAGCAAGAUCAAGUAACCUGAAAGUCAGUGACAAGUUGAAUAAAGACAAUGUGGCAGAUGAGGAGCAGCAAGGAUCUAGUGCUAUGUCAGCAAAAUCAAAUGUGACAACCGAAUCAACCUUCUCUAAAGCUUCAGAAAAAUCUAAUCUGUCAAAGCAAAGUGAUGCUGUUGUUGAAGGAACCUCUGGAGAUCAUACUGAACAAAGAGAAAGAGCUCCAAGCAAUAUAUCAACCUCAUCUGCUCAAUCCUCAAAAUCACAUGCUUCUGCAGCAUGUAUAGAGAAGGAUGCCUCUGAAGUUUGUUCUAAUCCCUCUGACAGAAUAUUUAAUGAAGAAGAGGGGAGAUCAGUGAGCUCAAUAUCGGUCCAGUCAGUUAAGUCAAAUAUCUCUUUAAAAUCAGGUAGAACAAACUGUUCUACUUGUACUCAAGCUGCUGAUGCCACUGAGUCAUUUCUUCAAGAUAGUGAGGAAACAAAUUCUGAAAACAGAGCAGAAAAUUGUACAUCAACCAAAUCAGUUGAGUCACAAACAGUGAGACCAGCAAGUGCUACAUCCACAAAAUCAAAAAAUUCUACUAAAUCUACCAAAUCAAAUACUUCCAACAUAUGUUCAAACAAAAGGCCUGGUGAAGACACCACUGAAGAGGCAAUUCCAGAGAGAGCUCCGAGUGUACUUUCAGUCGGAUCUACAAAGUCAGCUAUUUCCAUUGAAUCUACAAAAUCAAAAUGUUCUACCCAUGAUUGGCAGGAGAAAAGCUCUGGUGAAGAAAAUGACAAAGAGCUGCUUCAGGAAAGACCAACAAGCAAAGGGUCACAUGUUUCUGAGAGGUCUGUAAAGUCUGCAGAAAGACCACAUAGUGUUUUAUCAGAGAAAUCAAACGUUUCUGAUAUUGAGUCAUGUGCAUCUGUUGAAAUUUCUGAUAACAGAGAUUGUGAAAAUGCCACUGAACAGAGAGCUCAGAGUGCACAGUCAAUGGAAACUGUAAGGUCAACUACAUCUGCCAAAUCUACUAAGGCACCAGAACAUGAUGAACUUCAUGAAAACAUAACUAAUGAUGAUGAAAUGGUGGAAAGAGCUGCAAGUAACAUGUCUGCCAGAUCAGAAAAAUCAACCAAAUCAAACAUUUCAACAAUUUCUAAACGGUCAAAGGUUGAUACAGGUUGCUUGGAGGUUGUCUGCCCUAAUGAAAGGGUUGUUGAAGGAGAGAAUGAAUGUAGAUCAGUGUCACCACUGUCAGUUGACUCGAUUGUUUCGACUAAAUCAAAUAAGUCGAUGCACUCAGCUAGAGGAGAGGAAGAUGGAAGACUUGUCAAUGAAGAAGAGAGACACAUGGUGCAUGGUGAGGAAAGACCACCAAGUAGUAUGUCAGCCAAAUCCAUCCAGUCAUCUGUGUCGGAAAUAUCAAUAAAGUCUGCAGGAAGAACACCAAGUUCUUUGUCAGCAAAAUCUGUAAAAACUAGCACUACUGGGGCUUGUUCAGGAAAGUGCCCUAAUGAAAGUAACACUGAAGAAGCACAAGCAAGAGCAGAGAGUGUGAUGUCAUCCAAAACUGAAAGGUCAACAAGCUCUGCCAAAUCAAACAAAUCAAAAGGACUGGGAAGUCGAGGAGAUUAUAUGGUCGAUGAUAAUGGACAAUUGGAGAGAUCCCCAAGCAAUUUGUCAGUCAGAUCAGAAAAAUCAACAAAAUCAAAUGCCUCUAAAGGAAGCAAAAGAUUAAAAGUUUCCAAACUCUGUUUGGAAAAUGAGGCUCCAGAUUCUGAAGAAAGAGCUGCAGGCAAUGGACGUGAAGACAAACCUUUAUCACCUCAGACAGUUAAAUCAAAUACAUCUAUAAAAUCAAUUAAAUUAAAAUGUUCUACUGAUACUCCACUUGCAAAAAGGUCAGACAAUUUUAAUUCAGAUAUUGAAAAUGACAAAGAGGCAAAUAUAGAAAGAGCACCAAGCAGAACGUCAACAAUUUCAAUCCAGUCAAGUGUCUCGGAAAUUUCUACCAAGUCUGAAGAGAGAGCAGCAAGUGGUUUGUCAGAAAAAUCACACGCUUCAGUGAUAUCAGACCUAAAAAAUAUUUCUGAAGUACCAUCUGAAAUACCUGCCCCUUUUGAUGAGGUAGGCAGUGAAGAUGAAGAGAGAACAAGUGUCAUGUCAGUCAAAUCAAUUAAUUCAUCAGUUUCUGAUAAAUCAACCAAAUCAGCAAGUCUGGAUUGUGAGAAACACACAGAGAGAUCAUCCAGUAACCUGUCAGUCAAAUCAGGGAGAUCAGAGAAAUCAAAUGCAUCAAAAAGAUCAAAAGUUUACGAAGUUGAUUUGGAGAACAGUGCUGACAACUCUGAUGUAAGAAUUGUCGAAGGGGAGAGUGAAGGAAGCACCAUUAGUAUGGUGUCUGCUCAGUCUGUAAAAUCAGAAUGUGAAAGGUGUGAUGAUGAACAUGAAAAUCCCAAAAGACCACCAAGCAGCACCUCAGCUAAAUCCGUCGUCUCACAUAUAUCUGAAAAAUCUGUCAAGUCAGCAAACAGACCUACAAGUGCUUUGUCUGCAAAAUCAGCAAAGUCAGACACUUCAGCAAAGUCUGUCAAAUCAAAUAUAUCUGAUGCGAUGUCUGGCAAAACUGUGGAAAGUCAAGAAAGAACAAACAGUGUUCUGUCAUCUAAAACUGCAAAGUCAGCUACGUCAACAAAAUCUUCCAAAGUAAAAAAACAUACAAGCCCAACAGAAGAAGAUGAUUGGGAAAAUGAAGACAGAAAUCCGAGCAGUAUGUCUGCCAGGUCAGUGACAUCAGCAAAAUCAAACAUCUCUAAAGUGUCCAAGGAAUCAAAAGCCUCUGCUGUUACUUGUGAGCUAAAUGCUAAAAGUGAUAAUGAAGAUGACUGUCAAGAAGAGCACAAUGAAAGCAGAUCACUGAGUUCAAUGUCAAUCCAUUCUGUCAUGUCAGAUAUUUCUACAAGAUCAGGCACGUUGAAAUGUUUAAGUGAUAAUCCAGUUCAAGAGCUCAUCACACGAUCAAAUUCAGUUAUUUCUAUAAAGUCAAAUAGCUCUGGAGUUUUUUCUGAUACUAACCAAACUGGGGAGAGAACAGAUAACAGAUCAGAGAGUGCAAUGUCUGCAACAGAAGAAUGUGUAUGUGGUCUUGAUCAGGUAGAAAGACCAGCAAGCAGUUUAUCAGUAAAUUCUGCAAAAUCAGCAAUGUCAAAUGUUAAUGGGACAUCUACAAAAUCAAAAACGUCUAACAUUCCCUCUGAUCAUGAACAGGAAAUUACUGCUUCGGAUAUUGAAGAGGAAGGAAACUUGUCAUCAUCACAGGUGACCAAGUCAAAUGAUUCUGGUUGUUCAAAAAAGUCCAGAUGCUCUGAUGUUGCAGCUGCUCAGAGCAUUGAGACCCCCAAUGGAGACAACAGUGAUGAAAAAAUGCAAGACAGAGCUGAAAGCUGUACAUCUGUUAAAACAGGUCGCUCCCAUGUAUCUGAAAGACGCAUUGGAUCUAAAGCCUCUAGUCAGGCUAAUGAAGGGGUGGAUGAACAUGAAAAAAGAAAAGAGACUGCAUCCCACACUUUAACGGUUGAACUGGCAAAAUCACUGUCCACAGAGACAGAAACGUCUGUGAAAUCUAGUGGCUCAAACACUGAUGGUGUACUAGCUGAAGAUUAUGUUGCAGAAAGUGACAGCAUUGUAGAGAGAGCAGGAAGUCAGGUGUCUGACAGAUCUGCAAAGUCAAAAUCUUCAACAAAAUCCAAGAGAUCAACAGGGGGAGAUUUAGGUAAAGAAAACUCAAAAGAAGAGAGCUUUGAAAGACCACUGAGUUGCAUGUCUACUAGCUCAGUAAAGGAGUCAGUUGAGCAAGCUGCAAGUACAAGGUCAUCAAAACCAAACAUUUCAAGAAUUUCAGCAACUGUUUCUCAGGUUUCGGACACUACUCUCAAUGAUGAAAACACUAAUGAAAGGUCAUCAAGCAACAUCUCAACAAAUGUAAAAACUUCAUCAAGAGUGACAACGCCAUCUGACGUUACUUCAGUGGACGGCACUUCAAAUGGAGAAGGAAAAACACAAAGACCUCCAAGCACUUUGUCAGCAAAAUCUGCUAAAUCUUCAAAGUCCAGUAAAUCUACCAAAUCUUCUAAGUUACAAAUCUCUAAUAAACCAGAUGAAGAAAUAAGUGUGGAAGACAUGAAGCGUCCACCAAGUAAUUCAUCAAUCAAAUCAACAAUAUCAAGGCAUUCAGAUGGCGGAUCAAAUAAUUCUGAAUUCUUAGCCAUUUCUCCUGAAAAUGUUGCUGAUGAGAACACAGACGACAUUGAGAUAAAAACGUUUAGUCCUGUUUCUGCUAAAUCCCUUAAGACAAAUGUAUCAUCUGUCUCCACAAAAUCAAAAGCUUCACAUUCACAAAAAGCCACAGAAGAUCAGUCACAGAGGUCUCACAGUGUGUUGUCAAUAAAGUCUGACACUUCUUCAAGAACCAUACAGUCAAAUGGAUCUUGCAUCACCCCUGGGCAGAAGACUGGGAUGGAUGAAGACAAUGAGUCAGAAGCAAAAUCAAGCAAAUUAAUAGAUCCUGAUAUUCCUAAGGAAGAAUCCAACCCCCACAAUGAUGAAAACGCUUCAGAGAAAUCUGAGGGAACACAGAGUCGUACAUCAACAAAAUCCCGAAAAUCCAAAAAUUAUUGUGUCCCAGUCGAAGAAAGUUCUACAUAUGUGGAAGAGAGAGCAUUCAGUCCUGUGUCGACAAAAUCAGCAAAAUCUGAUCCAUCUGAAGCACUAAGCAGAUCUGAAGUGCCCUCGGUAACAAUUGAAGAGAGUGAAGACAGAUCCCCUACUGGCACGUCGUCAAAGUCCAAGGCUUCAGGGCGUUCAAAAAAGUCAAGGACCUCAGAGAUUCAUGGAUCAAAAAGUUCAAGAAAGUCACAAAGUUCUUUGAGUGUACACUCACAUAUGUCUGCUAAAUCUAAAAAAAACAAUGUAACAGAUGUCUCCACUGCCAGCGUGGUUUCUGAGAAUACAGAAGAAAGUGUGACUUCUUCAGAAGUCAAAGAAGGCCCAGCUGAUAAAAGAAGUUCUAAGACCAAUAGGUCAAGAGAGCAGGGUAAAGAAGAUGCAGGCAUUUACCUAAAUAAACAUCCAGUAAUUUGCCAUGCAGACUCAGAUGAAAGUGACCUGUCACAAACCCUGUCUUGUUCAGAUAAAGAGAUUUGUGAAACUUCCUCCCCUGGAAAAUCUAAAUCUUAUGUUUCUGACAGGAUAGCAAAUGGUUCAGUAGAAGCCACAGACACUGUCUCUGAUAAAGGUGGUAGAGGCAGUAAACAUAAGGAAAAGGAUGAUGCUGGUGACUUUGACCUGGUUCCAUCUAUCUUACCUAAUGCAUCCCCCACCGAAGUAGUAAAUGAAUGGCUUAAAACCUUACCAACAGAGAGAGUCCUUUAUGAAAUGGAAGAACUUAAUGAAAACAGCAAUGGAGUAAAAGACAAUGUUGUAGCUGAGGAAACGGAUACAGCAGAAAAAGCUGAAAAGAAUGAGUCUGAAGCUGAAAAUUCAAAAGAAGUAAAUGGCGUGGACAAUGUCCAAAAUGACUAUCAAACAUGCUUAGAGACACCAACUGAAGGUAAUAUCUGUACUCAGAGAGAAGAUGCAAGCUUCAACUCUUCCAUACAAGUUAUGAAAGUACUUUUAAACCCUAAGCUUGACAGAUGCAACAGUUUACCAGAAAUCUCACCUGUAUAUGGGCGUAAGCUAAGUACCUCAGCUCAAGGUCUUUUAGAUUGCCUUGUAAAGUUGCAGUUAAUAGACCAUGACCCUAAGAAUGCAAAUGAAAAGAAUGAAAGAUAUCAGGAGCUAAUGAGUAUUCUUCAGUCCCUUUGGCUUUCCAAUCCCUCAGAAGAGGAACAUUUACAAAAUACUAGCGAUCAUCAUUCUGUUGAGGGGGAGUACAAUCACACCUCAUCCUCUGGUGUGGAUGUAAACAGUGGAUCCACUGGUUCUGGGAAGAGUAGUGAUGGAGUGAAGAACAGUAACAAUGUAAACAUUGAUGGAUCUCAACCUCAGAACAGUUUAAUAGAGAAAACAUACAAUGAAACAGAUGCCCAGUGGAAACCAGAAAUAGAAGAAGUAAACCAAGAAGAGGAGGAUCCAGCCACAGAUGAAACGAUAAGAAGUAAUGAUAGUCCAAGAGAACCACCUGAAACACCAUCGUCCUCGAACAAAAGUUCUGGAGAAUCCAGCAGUAAUGAUGAAAAACUCUCCAAGAAAUUAUCUCAAGAUUCUGAUCCCGUUUGGGUGCUAACUUUGCUAAAUAAAAUAGAGAAGCAGUUUAUGACACAUUAUAUCAGCGCAAUGAAAGAGUUAAAAGUUCGAUGGAGCCUCGGAGAUACCGAUCAGCUUGACACAAUGAUAGAAGAACUCAAAACUGAGGUGCACAACAAAAUUCAAAUAAGCAUUGACAGAGAAGUGAGGAAAAUUGAAGGCAGAGUAGGGUUACCAAGACCUCCAACAGAAGCAACAUCCAGAACAUCAAAUAAACAAACAGAAGAAAGAAGACCGGGGGUGAAGCUCAAGCUCCAACAGUCAAUGGAUUCACAAGGUGAAAAAAGCGAUUCAACAACAGGGACAUUAUACAGUGACCAGCGAGGUGAAAAUAUUGAUGAAUACUGUCCAUGUGAAACAUGUGUGGAGCAAAACCUUAAUUCCAUACCACCUCUCUCCGUGGAAGUAAGAAGAACUGCACCUGUUGUUACGGACUAUGACCUGAAAAGGAUUCCGCUGAAGAAUACCGCAGUUGAUUGUGCAGCUCCCUGUGGAAAUGACGAUGACACAAUGACAGCGGAAACACUUGUUGAAAAAGUUAUUAUUGGAGCAAUAAAGGAAGUAGAAAUCAAUAAAACGCAACAAGUUGGAGAGGAAGCCUUUGAAUUUACAGCAGAUGAAAAGGAAGGAGAUGAUGCCUGCCUAGACGAUCAGACAACUACUGAAGAAUCAGUUAAGGUCUUUGCUACAGACAAUGAGGAGAAGACAGGCACAGAAGGCGUUGAAAGACCAGGAAGUGAGAGUGGAGCCAUACAUACUGAAGAAACUGCUUCAGAAGAAGUGACUGAUGAUGCAAUCACACCAGGUGGAGAAAGUGGAUUCAAUGUGAAUAGUGAAACAGCAGAGAAAUAUACAGAUAUGUUGAGCAGCGUGUCUGAGGAUGAGGAUGAAGAAGAAAUAACUGCGGCAAUGCCAGUUAAAUAUAUCACUGCUUCUACUAAACAGUUUCCUAACCAUGCAAAUGAAGUACAUGAUGAUACAGUUGCUUUUGCUAAUGCUGAUGUCCAAAGCAAAGAAGAAACAGAGAAAGAUGUUUCAGUGGAAGCGUCAUCGCCAACCAAACUGGAAGCUUCCCAGGAGGAUGCAAAAAUGGAUUGGGUAAAGUUGAGGAGACAGUUGCUCCCAUCAGUGCAAAUAAUUGUUCACAUGAAAAAUAAGAAACAAUCAAUGAUGAAUGCUAAGAAUAAUGAUACAGUUACGAUUAAUGAAAUGGUGAAGGAUCAGACUGAAGAAGAAGAAGUAGAAGAAAGUGAAGCAGAAACUGAUGUGGUACAAGACACUAUAAUCUUAAGUGAAAAUGAGCCAUCAGAAGAGAUUGAAUGUAGCGAGACUGAAAAUAAAGAACCUGCAGUUGAGGUUAGUGUAGCACAAACAUCUGAUGUCAAAUCCAGCGAAGAAGAGAAUCAGGAGAGUUUCUUAGAGGUGGGAUCUAAUGCAACCUUGUCGGAAGAUGAAAAACAAGCUAUGGAAAUAUCCUCAGUAGCCACGAGUGAGCAUACACCUGUGGCAAUCUUAACUAACCACAAAUAUGACAUAGAGGAAGUCAGGCAAGGUACCAGUACCACUAGUGACCAGGACUCUGCGGAGGAGUCAGGUGGCAGCAGCGAUGAAGAUGAAAGUGAAGAUGAAAGGGAGGGCACAAUUAAUGAAUUAUCGAGUAAAGAAGAGGAAGAAACAACUGGCGAUGAGCUUUCUGUUACAAGUGAAACAAAACUGCAAAAAAACCAAGUCUCUGCAGUUGGAUAUGAAGGCACAAAAAAACCCAAUGAGGCAGAAUCAGAGGUUCAAGCAUCAGAAAAAGAAGAGUUUGAAGAGGACAGCACAGUUGAUCAGGAAGAGACAAUUUCUCCAGUCAAUUCUAAUGACUCUCCUGAUGAGAGUGAAGCAGCCGUAGGUGAAUCCUCUGGAGAAUCAGACGAGGGCGCAACAACAGAAGAUGAAACGGAUGUUAAAAAACAAACUGCAGUCACAGGAGAAGAUGAAACUGUAAUAGCAGCCAGUCCUGAUCAAUCUGAUUGUGAGGAAGCAGGGCAGGUCACUCCACAAGAGGAUACAGAUGCAGAGGCUCAUAAGGGUUCUUCAACUAAAAGUGAAGAUGAAAAUGAAGAAUCAGAGACAGCUAUAAGUGAGCAUAAAUCAGAGAAAGAUUCAGCAGAAGGAACCGACACAGAUGAAGAGAAGCUUCCCGCUGUCAGUGCAGAUGAGUUUGUAGAUGAAAACAGGGAUUCAUCAACAGAAGAUGAAUCAUCAGAAGAAGACAAUGAAGAAGCAACCACCAAAGAUGAUAUUUCUACUGAUAAAGAGAUUUUUCCGGCACAAAAUGGUGAAUCAAAAGUUGUGACUCCUAAAGAGGAAGCUACAGCAGAGAGGACGGAGAAUGAAGAAGUAGAAACAGCUGACGAUGAAGAAAGUGGCACUGCCAGUGAGAAUGACUCUGCAGAAGACAUAAACGGCACCACAAAUGACGACGACAAUGCAGAGGACAAUGAAGACAUGAGUAGUGAACUGUCAAUUGAAUAUGCUGAAAAUCAGACAAAAGGUGAGCAGACUGGGGAAGAAGCAACUGUAAAAAGUACAAGUGUGCACAAAUUUGAAGAAGCAGAAGAGGAAGAAGCGGUUGACUGUAAAGAAGAAACGGAUAAAGUAAAACAUAUACAUGAUCUUGGUCUCGCAAGUGAAGCUGAAGACGACCAAGAAGAUGAGAUUGAUGAAGAUACAACUGAAAAUGAAUCUGGUAAGGAUGAAGUGGAAGAAACCACAAGCAGACAGGGAUCUGACUCAGAAGAUGAGACAAAUGAAGAGAAAGAAGAUAAGCUAAAAGAACAAAGUAUUGAGGCCACUGAUGCUGAAGAGGAAGAUAUGGUCAAAAGCAAGAGUGACUCUGUAGAGGGUAACGAUGCUUCUUCAAGUGAUGAAACUUCAGCUGCAGAAGCAGAACAUGAAAUCAACAAGGCCUAUAAUGUAGCAAACGAAAAAGAGUCAGAGCAAACCUCAGGUGGUGAAGAGUCUGAUGUUUCCUCAGAGACUAAUCCUGAAUCUACAUUCGAAGGAAGUUCCAAAGCUGUGAGUGAAAAUGAAUCUGAGGCAGAAGGCAGCAGCUCAGCAAUAGAUGACAAAAAGUCUGCAAACAACUUAAGAGCAGGCAAACGUGAAACCACAGCUCAGGAGGACACAUCAACAGUUAAAGAUGAUGAUGAUGAUGAUGAUGAUGAUAAUGAGUCAGGAGAAGAGGAGUCUGAAGAUGAGGUUGUAGAUACAACUCCACAAGAAUGUACUGAUGAAAGUGAGUCUUUGAGUCAGGCUGAACCUGUUGAGCAACUUUUAUUGGCCAAAGAACUUGAAUCAUCAGGAAAAAUGGAAGAGAGCAUUGAAGUUUUUCAAGAAGAAAAAAGCCAAGAAGAUAAAACACCUCUUGAAGAAUCUGAAUCAGUCGAAAAUGAAAGUGACUCUGAAUCCAAAUGUGAAGAUUGCUCUGAAGCUGUCACGAAAGGACAAGAAGAUUAUAAACUAACAGAUGAAGAUGUGAGUGAAGUAGAAAUGAUUGGCAGCGAAAUUACAAAGAGAGACAGUGGAGAAAAAUCCAGAUCUAAAGAUCAGUGUGAAGAAGAGUGUGCAUGUGAAGGAUCUGCAGACGAAGCAGAAGAUGAAUCUGGAGAAGAGAAGGAGCCACAAUUUACUGAAAACAAAAAUGCCACAACAGCUGCUUUGAAUGACAGUGUCAAGGAUUCUGAAAAGGAAGAUGAAGAUACUGACACAGCCAUUGAUGGCUGGAGUGGAAGCUUAGGAGACUCGGCUGAUGGAGAAGACGAAGCUGAGGAAGACUCAGAACCUGGAGAAGACACUGCUGAUGGAGAGAAGCCUUUUGUUGCAGACAAGCUGGGGAGUUUAGAUGCAACUAAGAAAACUGCCAAGAAAACAUUACUAAUCCCUCUUGAUGCUUUGAUGAAAGAGAGAGCUGAGUCGGAGGAUGGUGCUUUUGCUGAUAUUGAAGAUUCUGAGACUGAGACACAUGGCCAAGACGAUGUUACAAGCCUCGAGUCAAAGAGUUUGAAAAAGCUAUAAGUUAAAAAAAAAAAAAAAAUCAAGAGAUUGCUUGAUGAAUGUGAUUCUGUCUGGAAAUUGCAAAUUAUCUCAUUCAUCAGUGAAGGGAAGAAAGUCCCUUUAUAGAUCUGCAAAGUCAGCAAAAGAUAACAACAAAGUUUAGAUUGCUCUUGUAACUUUGGAUCUUCUAUGUUAUUAGUUUCAGAUAACCAUAAACUGGAUGCACUUUUUUGAGAAUUUUAAACAGUGAAAUGCUAUAUCUGCACUGCUGGUCAUACAAUUGCAUGAAAAGAGAAUCUGAAAUACUUGAAUGUACAGUAUGUACUGUAUUUAGCAGGUUUCCAUAAACAGGAUAUAAUUGUAGUGCAUUUAUUCUGUUGUGGCGGAAUAUAUUCUCUUUGUAGGACUAAAAUAUGUUCGACCGCAGUUUGUCUAAAUAAGUUCUAUUAAAAACAAAGUCAUAUAUUUUUCUAGUCAAUAAGACAAUGAUUAUAUAUAUUGUCAUUUUUAGCCCACAACUGUGUGGGUUCAGGGCUCACCAUGGCUGCAUGACAGGUAAUAACAGGGAUGACAGUAAAUAUUCAUUAUUGUGAUGCAUAAUAUGGUUUUUGCUCUGUUUCGUAGCCCAUGCAGAUGUGUAUCAAAAUACAUUCUUCUUAAGUAAGCUUUUGCUGAGUGUACUGCAGAAACUGUAACAUCUUCAAAAAUAAAAACGUAAAGUGAUA
Messenger RNA from Xiphophorus couchianus (Monterrey platyfish), 12326 nucleotides. RefSeq names its product rp1 like 1b (gene rp1l1b). Bases 133 to 11622 code for a protein of 3829 amino acids. Gene Ontology annotation, cellular component: axoneme. The transcript has a single exon. The record is from RefSeq and is a predicted model, not a curated record. Gene Ontology annotation, biological process: photoreceptor cell development; retina development in camera-type eye; axoneme assembly. Lineage: Eukaryota; Metazoa; Chordata; Actinopteri; Cyprinodontiformes; Poeciliidae.